Molecule: messenger RNA, 3018 nt
Organism: Botrytis cinerea B05.10
Lineage: Eukaryota; Fungi; Ascomycota; Leotiomycetes; Helotiales; Sclerotiniaceae
Exons: 5
Coding region: 375-2504 (709 amino acids)
Biological process (GO): fructose metabolic process; fructose 2,6-bisphosphate metabolic process
Cellular component (GO): cytosol
Molecular function (GO): ATP binding; 6-phosphofructo-2-kinase activity
Source: RefSeq, a predicted model, not a curated record
GGACAUCAUACAACUUCCACUCCAUUUUCAUCUCGAAUCGACUCGAACAUUCACACUUGGUACUUUUACUUGCUCACGCACUUCCCAGUUCUGCGACUUUCUGUGCUUGACCACGACUCAAGCACGUUACUCGUGACUCAACCGGCGCUUUUGGUCGACGACUCGACUAGGACUUGCUCAACCUGCCAUUACCCUGCUCGCCCUCCUCACUGGUGGACCUCCAGUCCCAUAUCCUAUCACGAGUACCCCAAGUGUUUAUCAAAAAAGGGCUUGGUCAUAGAUACUUGUCAAUCAUAGCGGGAGAAAAAGAAAGAAGAAAAAAGGUCCUUUGCCCGCCUGCCUUUCGCACAAUUGGAUCGAUUGAGAAUUAUUAAAUGCCUUCAGCCAUUCAUGCAGCGCCCCAGGACUUUUUGUCGUCGGAAUAUCGACGUCAGUCCCAACUUUCUCAGAUCGCGAAGGCGGCGGUUUUUAACAAUUGUACCGCAAUGAAUCCACCCCCAAAACCUUCGUCUCAACCCCUCACUUCAUUUCCUGGCAACACCAUCCUCGAACGCGAUUUUGCCGUUUGCAACCCACAACUCGAUAACCACAUCACGCUUCCGCCAUCUGUUAUACCUCCAGUCUUCAAUAGAAGUUUUCACGAGAAAUUCGGUAUGACUAGCGAUGGAGUCACCGAGGGAGUUGGCCAUCCUCUCUCCGACACACCUCUCCCAAGCGGCCCUUCAACUGCCCAAAGCAGUCCAAGAAUUCUCCCACUAAGACAGAAUUCUGGCACUACAACCCCCCGAGUUCGAGCUCCUGCUACUACCCUCAACAUUCCUGGCAUGACAAGAUCUCGCGUUUCUCCUGAUGGUAAAAUUGCACAACGAGAUGUCGCUUCAAAACUGGUGGUUAUUAUGGUAGGACUGCCUGCUCGUGGAAAAUCAUAUAUUACGAAGAAGAUCCAAAGAUAUUUGUCAUGGCAGCAACAUGAGACUCGGAUUUUCAACGUUGGAAACCGACGUCGUGUCGCAGCUGGAAAACCGCGGCCGUCGAAUGGCACACCACUGAAGAACCAGGAAUCGGCCCAUCGACCAUCUGUUCAAAGUCAACCAAUCCGCACUGGUUCCAAUUCUGGCAUCAUAGAUGCUCCUACACAGGCCGCUCACAUGAUUUUGAACGGCGUGGAUCCGACUCAAGAAACUAAAGGUUCUGCGACAAAGAAAACUUCCACUGAAUCGCAAAACCCAGAAACUAUGGAUCAAUCAGCCAAUUUUUUCGAUCCAUUGAAUUCCAAGGCCGCUUUGAUCAGAGAGCAGGUAGCCAUGGCUACCUUAGAUGAACUUUUGGAUUUUCUCUUACUGGGAAAUGGCGCUGUUGGUAUCUUGGAUGCUACAAACAGCACUAUUGAGCGUCGCAAACUUCUCUUUGAUCACGUCAAGUUCAGAGAGCCAAAGCUCGGUAUCCUCUUUAUCGAGAGUGUUUGCGAGGAUGAGAGUCUGCUCGAGGCAAACAUGCGAUUGAAGCUCCGAGGCCCCGAUUACAAAGACAAAGAUCCAGAAUCGUCCUUGAGGGACUUCAAAUUACGAGUUGCUGCUUAUGAAAGCGCAUACGUUCCCUUGGGCAAGUACGAAGAAGAUAAUCAUAUGCAGUAUAUCAAGAUGAUAGAUGUCGGACGAAAGGUUGUCCACUAUCAACUAAAGGGCUUCUUGACAGGAGGCAUAGCUUCAUAUUUGUCGACAUUCAACCUUUCCCCAAGACAAAUCUGGAUCACACGACAUGGAAAAUCCAACGAUAACAAAGUAGGCAAGCUUGGUGGUGACUCUGAUCUUACGGAGGAAGGACAACAAUAUGCUCGAGUUCUUCAUAGCUUCAUCACAAACAGUCGAAGACAGUGGCUUUUUGAGCAGCAGCAAUCGGCUAUUGAAAGUGCAAAGUAUCCUCCAGGAGGCGAAGCUGUCAGAACACCGCCUUAUCCAGACAUCAUGGGCGAACUGGACGAAAAGAACUUUUGUGUGUGGACUUCGAUGCUUCAGAGAAGUAUUCAAACGGCAGAGCAUUUUGAGAUGGACGAAGAUUAUGAUGUUAAGAAUUGGGAAAUGUUGAAUGAAUUGAAUGCAGGUUCUUUCGAAGGAUUGACCUACAAGGAAAUCGAAUCACGCUUUCCGGACGAGUACGGGAAGCGAGCAAAGGACAAAUUACACUACAUAUAUCCUGGAGUUGGAGGUGAAGGUUAUUUGCAAGUCAUUAGUCGACUUAGGGAUAUGGUCCGAGAACUCGAACGUAUCACCGAUCAUGUCCUUAUCAUCGGACACCGAUCUGUUGCCCGAGUUCUGAUGGCCUACUUCAUGGAUCUCACCAGAGAUGAUAUUGCAGACUUGGAUGUACCUUUGGGAAUGCUCUACGCCAUUGAACCAAAACCCUACGGCAUUGAAUUCCAUGCAUACAGAUACAAUGAACAACAACAAUGGUUUGACGAAUUGCCAAACUACAAACCAAGAAAAGAGACAGAGAAAGGCAAUUAAAAUUUGAUUGUCUAUAUGGAUUGCGAAGAGGACAGCUAGAAUACGAGCGGGGAUGUAACAUAUGAGGGGUUCCGGAGUUCUUGCCAUUUGGGUUGAGUUUGCGUUGCACUGCAUAGCGAGGUUUUGUCACAGAUUGGGAGUUUGGGGUUUGAUUUUUGGGGAAUUGACGAUUUGUAACAACAGUUAGGAGAUUGGAACUGAUACCAGGGAUUCAGAAAUGCGGAAGUAAAUGUGGUCGAGGCGUGUACAAGAAUGGGAAUAUAUUUCUGGGGUCGGCAGAGGCCCCUUUCUACUCUUUAUGAUGGAUGAAUUGCUUCAGCUUUUACUACACUUUCGCGGAUAUCCAAAAGAUCGGCUUUGGUCUUGCGCUUUGAGAGGGAAUCUACAAUAGAUGGAAGGCCAGACUACUUUUGUACAGCAAGACUGAAAUAGAGAACUAGAGAUUUCUGCGAAGCGAGUAAAAUAGAAAAAUGAUAACAAAAACGAAAACGAAAAUGGUGUUUUAAAGUGUUCA